ACCCAUUUUACAUAGGCGCCAAAGGGUUUUAGAGCAGGGUUUAUGAUAAUAAACGCAUCACUCUCCCUAAAAAUUCCCAAAUUAGCAUCACUCUCCCUAAAAAUUCACAAACUAUAUUAACAUUCGAGUCUAAUUUAAUCAUUCAGAAGUAAUUUUUACAAUCAACAAUGGGAUUCACGCAGACAGACAAUUUUACCGGAGCUAACAAUGAGCAAAAUUUGGUCGAUCAAUUAAUCAAUAAGCAAAAGCUCGCCGCUCCUAUAAAAACCGCCGUCGAUAAAUUCCAGCUUCUUCCUGAAUUCUUAAAGUUGAGAGGACUAGUGAAGCAGCAUUUGGACUCAUUUAAUUACUUUGUAAACAUCGGCAUAAAGAAGAUUGUACGCGCUAAUGAUCGAAUUGUCUCCACCGUUGAUCCUAGCAUUUAUCUUAAGUUUAAAGAUGUUUGGAUCGGUACACCUUCGGAAAUGAUAGAUGCUAUUAGUGAACAACUCAGCCCUCAUAUGUGCCGUUUAUCUGACAAGACAUAUGCAGCACCAAUAUUUGUCAACGUGGAGUAUAUUUAUGGAAGCCACGAUCAGAAAUCCCUAGUAGUGAAGAAAAAUGUUAUUAUUGGAAGAAUUCCUAUCAUGUUACGCAGCGGCUCGUGUGUAUUAUAUGGAAAAGAUGAAGCUGAACUAGCAAGACUAGGUGAGUGUCCCCUGGAUCCAGGAGGGUAUUUUGUCAUAAAAGGGACUGAAAAGGUGAUUUUAAUACAAGAGCAACUUUCAAAGAAUAGAAUAAUUAUUGAUACUGAUAAGAAGGGAAACAUAAAUGCAUCUGUUACAAGCAGCACAGAGGCAACAAAAAGUAAAACAAUUAUUCAGAUGGAGAAGGAAAAGAUGUAUUUAUGUCUCAAUCAAUUUGCGAAAAAGAUUCCUAUCAUGGUGGUAAUUAAGGCUAUGGGGAUGGAGAGUGAUCAAGAGGUUGUGCAGAUGGUGGGAAGAGAUCCUCGAUACAGUGCCCUACUUUUGCCAUCUUUUGAGGAAUGUGCCAGUCUGAAUAUCUACACUCAGCAAAAAGCUUUGGAAUAUCUUGAUGGAAAGGUGAGGAUGCCUUCAUAUGCCACUUCUUCAUAUAGAAAGGAAAAUAGAGCAUUGCCUGUUCUUCGAGAUGUAUUUCUUGCUAAUGUUCCGGUGCAUAAAAAUAACUUUCGUCCAAAAUGUUUGUAUGUUGCGGUUAUGUUGCGGAGGAUGAUGGAAGCUAUGUUAAACAAGGAUGCAAUGGAUGAUAAGGAUUAUGUGGGGAACAAACGAUUGGAGCUGUCUGGCCAGCUGAUUUCUCUGCUCUUUGAGGACUUAUUUAAGACAAUGAUUACUGAGGUUCAGAGAACAGUUGACAUUGUGCUUACGAAACAAAAUCGGUCCAGCAGAUUCGACCUUUCCCAAUAUAUAGUCAAAGAUACUAUUACACAUGGGCUAGAAAGGACACUCUCUACUGGCAAUUUUGAUGUCAAACGAUUUAGAAUGCACAGGAAAGGCAUGACACAGGUGUUAGCUAGAUUAUCCUAUAUUGGAAGUUUAGGCAUGAUGACAAGAGUUUCACCGCAAUUUGAGAAGUCCAGGAAAGUAAGUGGACCUAGAGCAUUGCAACCUAGCCAGUGGGGUAUGCUUUGCCCUUGCGAUACUCCAGAAGGUGAAGCUUGUGGAUUAGUGAAAAACUUGGCUUUAAUGACUCAUGUUACAACUGAUGACGAAGAGAGUCCAUUAAUUUCUUUGUGCUAUUGUUUGGGAGUUGAAGACUUGGAACUUCUUUCUGGAGAGGAGCUUCAUACACCAAAUUCUUUUCUGGUUAUUUUUAAUGGACUCAUUCUUGGAAAGCACAGAAGGCCGCAGUACUUCGUUAAUUCCAUGAGAAAGCUGCGCAGAGCUGGUAAAGUUGGUGAGUUUGUUAGCGUCUUUGUGAAUGAGAAGCAGCGCGCUGUGUACCUUGCUUCUGAUGGAGGUCGAGUUUGUCGUCCACUAGUUAUUGCAGAUAAAGGUGUUUCAAGGAUUAAAGAGCACCAUAUGAAAGAGUUGCGGGACGGAGUCCGCACUUUUGACGACUUCUUGCGCGAGGGGUUAAUUGAAUAUCUUGAUGUCAAUGAGGAAAAUAAUGCUCUGAUUGCUUUAUAUGAAGGAGAGGCUACAUCUGACACGACCCAUAUUGAGAUAGAACCUUUCACCAUCUUGGGCGUUUGUGCUGGGUUGAUACCAUAUCCUCAUCAUAAUCAGUCUCCAAGAAAUACAUAUCAGUGUGCUAUGGGGAAGCAAGCUAUGGGAAACAUUGCAUACAACCAGUUAUUUCGGAUGGACUCUCUACUUUAUCUGUUGGUGUAUCCGCAACGCCCUUUACUAACAACAAGGACAAUUGAACUGGUUGGUUAUGAUAAGCUUGGGGCUGGACAGAAUGCAACUGUAGCUGUGAUGAGUUAUAGUGGCUAUGACAUAGAGGAUGCAAUAGUAAUGAACAAGGCAUCUCUGGACCGUGGAUUUGGUCGUUGUAUAGUCAUGAAAAAGUAUCCUGCCAUCUAUCAGAAAUAUGAGAAUAAAGCAUCAGACAGAAUAUUAAGGCCGGAUAGGAACGUAGAGAGGGAAAGGGUGUUGGAUGAUGAUGGAAUUGUUGCUCCUGGGGAAAUUAUCAGACCAAGUGAUAUCUAUGUGAAGAAGGAGUGCCCAUUGGAAACAAUGGGGCCUGCUAAAACUUCUGCGGCUUUACAAAUUAUGAAGUAUCGGCCUAGUCCUCUUACAUAUAAAGGUCCCGAAGGGGAGUCACCUGUGGUAGAUAGAGUUGCUCUCUGUUCAGAUAAAAAUGAUAAUCUAUGUAUUAAAGUCAUGAUUCGCCACACUCGUCGACCAGAGGUCGGUGACAAAUUCAGUAGCAGGCAUGGGCAAAAAGGUGUCUGUGGAACAAUCAUUCAACAAGAAGACUUCCCUUUUUCUGAACGUGGCAUUUGCCCUGAUUUAAUUAUGAACCCUCAUGGCUUUCCAAGUCGAAUGACUGUUGGAAAGAUGAUAGAACUUCUUGGGGGUAAGGCUGGGGUUUCAUGCGGUAGAUUUCAUUACGGGAGUGCUUUUGGAGAACCAAGUGGCCAUGCAGACACUGUUGAAGCCAUAAGUGCAACCCUUGUUAAACAUGGCUUUAGUUACAGUGGCAAGGACUUCAUUUAUUCAGGCAUAACAGGCUGCCCACUGCAAACAUAUAUUUUCAUGGGGCCAAUUUAUUACCAGAAGUUAAAACAUAUGGUCCUAGAUAAAAUGCAUGCUAGAGGCAACGGACCCCGUGUUAUGCUAACUAGACAACCUACUGAAGGGAGAGCACGAAAUGGAGGGCUUCGAGUAGGAGAAAUGGAGCGGGAUUGUCUAAUCGCUUAUGGUGCCAGCAUGCUGAUUUUUGAGCGGCUCAUGAUUUCAAGUGAUCCUUUUGAAGUUCAGGUUUGUAGAGUUUGUGGUCUGUUAGGAUAUUUCAGUCAGAAAUUGAAAGCUGGGAUUUGUUCUACUUGUAAAAAUGGGGAUAACAUUUCUACGAUGAAACUACCAUAUGCCUGCAAGCUCUUAGUUCAGGAACUCCAAUCAAUGAAUAUUGUUCCUCGACUAAAACUGGCGGAGGCAUGAUUUAUGAACGAUGAUGCUCACGGACAGCUACGGAGGUUUGAUUUAAUUACUCUUCAAGGUCAUACAACCAUGGAAGAUGAGUCCAUACUUGGGGUCUGGAGUUGCACCAGAUGCUACUUGCUGCAAAUAAUUGAUCGGGAACAGAACUUAAUUCCUGCAGCAGGUGAUGAAAAAACGCUUAAGUUUUGACUGGCAUUCUUUGGUCUUUGGAAAAUAUUUCUACAGCCGGUUAAUGGUUUCCGAUCACGGGGCUUUCUACGAUUAUUUUGCUUAUUACAAAACUAAAAUUAUUUUGUUCGCUUAUUUGGAUGAAUAAUUAUCACUUUCAUCCUGUGGUUAAAUGAACAAAGUACCCUUGUAAUCACCGGAAUUCCUCAUUAUUGUAUAUUCUUUAUGAAUGUGCUAUAAAUUAUUGGAAAUUUUUUAUAA
Mercurialis annua (annual mercury) is the source of this 4058-nucleotide messenger RNA. RefSeq names its product DNA-directed RNA polymerase III subunit 2. Gene Ontology annotation, biological process: DNA-templated transcription. Gene Ontology annotation, cellular component: RNA polymerase III complex. The transcript is spliced from 38 exons. Gene Ontology annotation, molecular function: DNA-directed RNA polymerase activity; DNA binding; ribonucleoside binding. NCBI's taxonomy places the organism in Eukaryota, Viridiplantae, Streptophyta, Magnoliopsida, Malpighiales, Euphorbiaceae. Bases 168 to 3629 code for a protein of 1153 amino acids. The record is from RefSeq and is a predicted model, not a curated record.